CGUAAAGAACAGUUACGUCCCUUUUUAAACUUCACGACUUUUACAACAGCUAAACCCAUUAAUUAUUUAUAGUGGUAAAUAACAAGAUGAACAGUUCAACAAAGAAUUACAUGUGCGGAUUUAAUGGAUUUAAACAGAUUAACCAUUGUAAGAAAGAGAUGCAGUCCAAUGCAGUCAAGAAUUUUGUAGAGGACGAUAAUUUUUUCUCAAUUCCACAAGAAGUUAGCACACAUAUGAAGCUGUGCACAUGGUCAAAUUUCUGGGGAAUGACUGAUGACAAGCUGACAUGUUAUGGGUACAAUAGCUCACAGUUAACUACAAAUCUCCAAUUUAACAGAAAGGAAAAAUUAUCAAAGAUGUCAAUGAUAGCUGUAGGAAAAUAUGUACUCAUACAUGAUAACUGUCAUACCUUAGUAAUAAAAGAUGAUGCGAAAAUAUGUGAGUUGACAUUAGAUAAAAACUUUGUAACCCUUGUGGAUGGAACAAAAGAUCAUGUGUAUGGGAUUAAAG
Messenger RNA from Ruditapes philippinarum (Manila clam), 510 nucleotides. RefSeq lists its product as uncharacterized. The transcript has 3 exons. The record is from RefSeq and is a predicted model, not a curated record. NCBI's taxonomy places the organism in Eukaryota, Metazoa, Mollusca, Bivalvia, Venerida, Veneridae. The annotation marks the transcript as partial.